AUGGCCGCAGAGAAUGGUCUGCGAGUCGCGGACUCGUCAGACACCGAUAAUGAGCCGCAAACCCAAACCCAGCCGAAGCGAGGUGUCAUCGACUGGCUCCGUGACGACGUCAACGUUCGCCAUACAGACAUCCCCGUCCUUGCCUGCUGUUUAGUCUCCGGCUUGUGCGACAGUGUGGCAGUCAAUGCCGCCGGUGUGUUCGUCAGUAUGCAAACUGGCAACACCAUCUUCAUGGCUCUCGGCGCCUCUCGUCUGCCGGCUGGCGAGCCCCUGCUCUGGCUCAAGUCUUUGAGCUCCAUCGCCGCAUUCUGGCUCGGCUGCUUCUUCUUCUCCAAGUCUCGCCACAUCCACCCCAAGCGCCGAAGCACGCUCGCGCUCUCCUUCACUCUUCAGGCGUCCCUCAUCUUCCUCGCGGCCGCUUUCGCCCAGACUCGAGUUGUCGCCGACUUUGGCCUCGCUUCCGUCCAAGGUUCUGAGUCGAACCAUGAGUUCAAGACUUCUGAGAACCCUCUGGUGAUGGUCCCCCUCGCUCUCCUCGCUUUCCAGUUCGGAGGUCAGAUUGUCACCAGCAGGAUCCUUGGUUUCAACGAAGUCCCGACGAACGUGCUUACCAGCGUCUACUGCGAUCUCCUCUCCGACCCGAAGCUGUUCGCCCCGCUCAAGGAGAACCCCAAGAGGAACAGGAGGUUCUUGGCUGUGGUCUUGCUUGUGCUUGGAGGUAUCAUCGGCGGAUGGUUGCAGAGAAGCAGCGCCGGCAUGCCAGGAGCACUGUGGAUCUCGGGCGCCGUCAAGUUCUUUAUCGCGAUUGGCUGGAUGGGUUGGACCAGGAAGGAACCGGAGGAGAGCAAGCUCGAGAAGGGAGCUGCGUAA
Messenger RNA from Colletotrichum chrysophilum, 870 nucleotides. RefSeq lists its product as uncharacterized. The coding region runs from base 1 to 870 and encodes 289 amino acids. The record is from RefSeq and is a predicted model, not a curated record. NCBI's taxonomy places the organism in Eukaryota, Fungi, Ascomycota, Sordariomycetes, Glomerellales, Glomerellaceae. The transcript is spliced from 2 exons.